CACAGCCAUACAGAACUGGCAUCCUUGAAGCACAACGCCCCUGUUGUCUCUGUCGCUUGGAUGGACGAUGAUGCGGGUGUCGUGUCCUUGGGUGAUAAUGGUACUGUCAGUAAAUGGACACGGCUAGGCCAGAAUAAAUGGCAUUGGGCUAAAAUUCUGGAUGCAGGAAGACCUGACGAGGAUCCUGCAUGUCUUGCAUAUAUGAAGGAUCGAAUAGCAGUUGCCUUCCCUAGGACCGGCGUGAAAGUAUGGUUGUGGAUCAAAGGCACUUGGCAACCGCAGAGAUCCAUACUCCGCCAAAAUGUCACGGCAAUCCGAUUUGUCGAAGACGGCGACGCACUAAUCGGCGGGACCACGGAUGGCGUACUAUGGUACUGCCAAGUUCCAAACGGUACACUGCGGGCCUAUUCCUUCUUCAAAUCGAAAGUAUACCACCUGGAUGUUGACUCUCAGGGCACAAGCGCUUUGGUCGCGCAACAUGGCGGUCGAUGUCAUCUUGUCGGGAUAGAGGACGGCCGAAAGGGCACAAUAGAGCGGGCGUACGUGCUCAAAGACACUGAGAUCCAGAACGCGACGUUGUAUGACUUCGGAGCCAUCUUCGCGAAUGGUGAUCAGUCGGUUCUGUUCGGUGACCUCCACGGAUGCGUCCUCGUCUGGGAUAAGAUGGGAGCGGAAGUUUCUUACGGUUUGGAUCAUGGAGAUGAGACCGUGCAAGCCGUUGCCAGCUUCGGCUCAAGGGUCGUUUCUUCCGAGCACUACUUGGUUACCGGGACGAAGCAAGGACAACUAACUUGGUGGCCUCACUCUUUGAGUGAUUCAGACCCGCGUAAACGGGUGAAGUCCGACUUAGAUUAAUGCUCAUUUUAAUCCUGUGGAGGGGGAAUCUACUUGACUCUUCUUGCUUGCGCGAUGCCUGCUUUGCGUCUUACUGUUAACUUAUCUCUUUAGCCACCGCCCUAUUCCACACAUGUAUUGAUAGUUGCGUUCUCG
Molecule: messenger RNA, 990 nt
Organism: Gloeophyllum trabeum ATCC 11539
Lineage: Eukaryota; Fungi; Basidiomycota; Agaricomycetes; Gloeophyllales; Gloeophyllaceae
Exons: 8
Coding region: 61-855 (264 amino acids)
Molecular function (GO): protein binding
Source: RefSeq, a predicted model, not a curated record